This is a messenger RNA of Thyridium curvatum, 1491 nucleotides long. RefSeq lists its product as uncharacterized. The transcript is spliced from 4 exons. The record is from RefSeq and is a predicted model, not a curated record. NCBI's taxonomy places the organism in Eukaryota, Fungi, Ascomycota, Sordariomycetes, Thyridiales, Thyridiaceae. The coding region runs from base 1 to 1491 and encodes 496 amino acids.
AUGGCUCCAGAGUCUCGCUUCCUCCUCCUGCCACGGGAGGUACGCGAUCUCAUCUAUGCCGCCUACUUCUCUGCUCCUGGUGGCUACGUCUCCGACUUCUCUUCCGGCAAGCUCCGCAGGGCCGACGGGGAGCCUGUCCACUUGUCCCUACGGUAUGCGUGCCGACAAAUUGCUCACGAGACCAACGGCCUUGCGCUCCAACUGAACUCUGUCACCUUCACGACAUUGUCUGAAGACGAGAGCCUCCGCGCGAGGGCCGAGCGUUUCAACCAUAUCCUCUGCGAGCUCUACAAGGGUCACUACCUGCUACUGUCCAACCUCGGCCCUAGGCCAAGUCCUUUAGUCAACGAGGAAAGGCUUGAGGAGGCAAUACGUCAAUAUCCCGAGGUCGAAAAGUUGGUAGAACUCUACAUGCAAAUGGGCCGAGCGGACGCGUUCUGGACGGCCUCAUACUUGAACAGCGACUAUCCUCCGCUGGAAGCCGGAUUGAAGUCAUUCAAGCAAUCUUGUGGACAGAUCCCGUCCACGUUUUGGGAAGGAGUCAGGUUUGUCUUCAGACACGCUGUAGACAUGCCGAGCGCCAUUCAGAAAGAGCAGCGCUCCAAGUUCUUCCAGCAUCCAGAGCGCAUCGCCCGUUCAGUCUCCUCCUGCCCCGAUCCCUGGAUGAUACCAACUGAAGACGAACUGAAUGCGAUGAUCCAGGGCGUGGCCACCCAGUCCGCUAAAUCACUAAAAACAAGGCGCCAUCUUCGCAAACUUGUUGUGAACGAAGACCGCAAGUCGGUGGCGUUUCCCGAGUGUCAUGCUAAGGGAUUUGUCCCAUAUCUGGAGGAGAAUCCACGCUUACAGAUUGAACGCGUGGCGAGUCUGUGGCAGUGUGUGUUCCAAAAGGACAAACUGGGUUCACUAUUGGCUACCGAGUUCGACCGCCACCUAAACAUUUUGGUAGAUAAAGAGAGCAAGCUGCCGGUCGACUACAUCACCUACAAUGUGGCUGAAUGGAUGGCGGAAGCUUCCACGCUUCAGGCCUUCAACCGCACCUUCCGGCUUGUGCUAGAUGGGGGUCCCGUGCCCGAGCACACCGCGCGGAUUUUCCAGGACGUUGUCCAAAGGGACGCGGCAUGGCAGACUGCCUUUGAGCGAAGCUUCGAUUGGGAGGGGAUGGAUAUCAAAGACAUCAUUGCCCUUCGGCAGCGAAACCGAAGCUUCAACUUUGAGGGAUUCCCUGAGUGGGUUGAGAGGAUCGGCAAGCCCGACUCGGUCGUCCAGUGCAACUUCGACCCCGGAGGGCCAGUGGAUGUGCAAGCCAUCGUGGACGAACAUCGGGACUGGAGCUUGAGGGAUUGGUGGAAUCUUUGGGGCCGGCCGGGCCAGACCGUCGAUACAUGCCCACCACUUGCACCAUGGGUCCAGCUGAUCCAUGACAAUGUCAUGCCCGAGUGGUUUGAGCUGGAAGACCCCAGUGACAGCGAAGACAGUCUGUCCAGUUAA